AUGAUCGCCCUCAGACGCCUCGUGAAGCCUAAAAUCGUCAAGAGGAGGACCGAAGAGUUCAUCCGACACCAGGCCGACAGAUAUGUCAAGAUCAAGAGAAACUGGCGUAAACCAAGGGGCAUUGACAACAGGGUGCGAAGACGAUUCAAGGGCUGGAUCUUGAUGCCCAGUAUUGGUUAUGGAAGCAAUAAGAAGACAAAACACACGCUACCAAGUGGAUUCAAGAAGUUUUUGGUGCACAACGUGAAAGAGCUUGAAGUGUUCCUGAUGUGCAACAAAUCUUACUGUGGUGAUACUGCUCACAAUGUUUCCUCUAAGAAUUGGAAAGUUAUUGUUGAGAGAGCAGCUCAGUUCGCCAUCAAAACACCGAUCCAAAUGCUAGCCUGA
Trichosurus vulpecula (common brushtail) is the source of this 387-nucleotide messenger RNA. RefSeq names its product 60S ribosomal protein L32-like. The record is from RefSeq and is a predicted model, not a curated record. Gene Ontology annotation, biological process: translation. Gene Ontology annotation, molecular function: structural constituent of ribosome. NCBI's taxonomy places the organism in Eukaryota, Metazoa, Chordata, Mammalia, Diprotodontia, Phalangeridae. The coding region runs from base 1 to 387 and encodes 128 amino acids. Gene Ontology annotation, cellular component: cytosolic large ribosomal subunit; ribosome. The transcript has a single exon.